AUGAACAAUGGCCAACAGGCAGGUGGCCCGGCUGCGCCAACAUCAUUCCAGAAUGUGAGUGCACAGCAGCAAGCUGCUAUCCAGCAGCAGCAGCAGCAGCAGCAGCAGCAACAGCAACAGCAACAGCAACAGCAACAGCAACAGCAGCAGCAACAGCAGCAACAGCAGCAGCAACAACAACAACAACAACAACAACAACAACAGCAGCAGCAACAGCAACAGCAACAGCAGCGCAAGAUCCCUCUCUUCAAGCCAGAGCAGAUGAGAAACCUACCCGAGCCGUUCACUACAGAAGAGAGAACGAAGUGGGAGAAUGGUCUUAGACAAUUAUGGAAUCAGUACGAGAUGAAUGCGGCGGACACCCCACAACAUCAGGAAGCGAAACGCAAGAUCGUAGAAUUCUCGAGAACCUUGUCAGGAAAGUUGCAAGCUGCGAAGUUCAAGGCGCAGCAGCAGGGUAUGCAAGGACAGCCAGGACAAUCAAAUCAGCCGGGGCCACAAAUGCCACAAGGCGAGCAAACUCGCCCGUCGAAUCAAGGCCAACCCCCACAGCAGCAGAAUCAAGUAGGGAGUAAUCCGGGCGGGAAUCCGAGUCCAGCACAGCAAAGGCAACCGCCAAAGAUCCCCCCGAAGCUCCAGGACCAUGUUGAGCGCUUUCCAUAUGUCCUCCCUCCUGGUAUGGCUCGAGACAGCCCAGAGGCUGCUGCAUGGCUCGUCAAGUCGAAGAAUGAGUACUUGAAGGCUUUGAUCAACAUGGAGUCGCACUCUGCCAGGGUCAUAGCUAUCGACGGCCUGAUUGCGAAGAGAAAUGAGAGUAACAAUCCGCUGAGUGCGCAGGAGGAGAAAGACGCCAAGGAGAAGAGGGAGAACCACCACAAGGCGCAUAACGAAGCAAAGAAUGUUGUUGAGAGUUUCCGCAAGCAGCAGGCCCAGUAUAGGGUACAAAACGCCCAGGUGGCCAAUGUGCAGGCGCAAGGAAAUAACUCUUCUGCCAGUGGACUACCCUCUAAUGGCAACAGUGGUGGAGGAAGCAGUGGAGUGGGAGGCCCUCCCGUUCGGCCUCAAAUGAAUCCACAGCAAGUCCCAAAUCCAACUCAGACGGUGAAUGCAGCGAUCGAAGCAGCCAGAAACCAGCAGAUGAUGGGAGCUAAUAGGUCAGGCAUGUCGGGAGCGCCGCAGCAAAACGGCCAACUGGGACAAUCACAGAUGCCAGGCCAGAAUGGCCCUCCCACUAUGCCGCCAGGGCAAAUGCCAAAUAUCAAGACCGAAGCUGGACUUCCUGCUCAGAUCAAUACGGCUAUUACGCAAAUGCAGAAUCAGCACCGGCCCGGCAUGCAGACCAAUUCACCGCAGUCGGCGGUACCUCGCUCCGCGGGCGUUCCUAAUUCCGCGAUAUCGCAAGGCCAGCAAUCUCAAAUACCCCAAGCUCUCUCGCACGCCGACGCGAUCAGUCAGGCCAACCGCUCUUAUUCCAACACGCAACCUUCAAACAGCAUCAUGGGCCAUUCUCACCCGACCGCGCCACGCGAGAACAAUGUCAUCACGAAUAAGAUGCCGAUUCCGAAGCAUCUUCCUGAGCGCGCAACUGCAACUCCACAGCCGGUCCCGAUGCAACAAGCCCGACCCACGUACUCCGGCGGAGCUAAUAAUGUUGCGAGCGUCAUGAACCAGCCAGCCAUUCCCAAGGUUCCCCAGUUCAACAUGGAGAGCGACGCGGAAAGAGUGCUGAGCAAGAAGAAGCUGGACGAGCUUGUCAGACAAGUCACGGGCGGUGGUCAGGGUGGUAUCGAUGGGGGCGAAGGAUUGACGCCUGAUGUGGAAGAGUCCAUUCUCAACGUCGCAGACAACUUCGUCGACCAAGUUCUCGCUGCCGCUUGCAAAAACGCCAAGGAGCGCGGCAGCAAGAUCCUCGAGAUCCGCGACAUCCAACUCACCCUCGAGCGUGGCUACAACAUCCGCAUCCCUGGCUACUCCAGCGAUGAGAUCCGUACCGUCCGCAAGAUCCAGCCCUCUCCUGCUUGGAUCUCGAAGAUGAGUGCUGUCCAAGCUGCCAAGGUCACCGGUGGCAAGAACAACGAUUGA
Molecule: messenger RNA, 2082 nt
Organism: Drepanopeziza brunnea f. sp. 'multigermtubi' MB_m1
Lineage: Eukaryota; Fungi; Ascomycota; Leotiomycetes; Helotiales; Drepanopezizaceae
Source: RefSeq, a predicted model, not a curated record